Aspergillus viridinutans is the source of this 681-nucleotide messenger RNA. RefSeq lists its product as uncharacterized. The transcript has a single exon. NCBI's taxonomy places the organism in Eukaryota, Fungi, Ascomycota, Eurotiomycetes, Eurotiales, Aspergillaceae. The record is from RefSeq and is a predicted model, not a curated record. Bases 1 to 681 code for a protein of 226 amino acids.
AUGUCGGAAUCCGUCCAGCCCAUCCAAACCUGUAUUCUGAGUUUCGAAAAGAUGGACCUAGUCGAUUUCGCCGGGCCAUUGGAAACGCUGUCGCAUGUUCGAGGCCCGUCUGGCGACCGUUUGUUUUCCAUUACAGUCGCCGGUCCCAGUGACGAAAUCACAACCUUACAGGACCUGGCCAUCAAACGAAAUAUCAGCUUCGAGCAAGCCAUGUCUUCCCUCGCACAGUUCGACGUCCUUAUUGUCCCAGGCGCAAGCUAUGUGGUCACGAAGGAGCUCUGUUUCCUGGACUUUCCAGUCAUUCAGAUCAUUCAGAAGUUUUCUUCUCUGCCUAAGGAUGAAUCUCGAGUCCAUCCUCGACUCCUUCUCUCAGUCUGCAGCGGGGCUUUUUUCCUUGCUUCUGCGGGAAUUCUCGCCGGCCGACGCGCGACCACUCAUUACACGAUUAUUCCAGAGCUAGCGGAGCUCUGUGCAAAGUAUGACCAGACUGAGGUUAUCCGGAAGAGGUUUGUCGAUGCCGGCUUGCUCGAUAAUGGAGUGCGGGUCGUCUCAUCUGGUGGGAUUUCCAGUGGCUUUGACGCUGCGCUGUAUGUUGUGGAGAUCCUCUGUGGCUUGUCCUGUGCCGAAAAAGCCAGUGAUGUGCUGGACUAUCAGUGGAGAAGAUCGGAGGGGUUGUUUUAA